GAGAUGCAGACUGUGAUUGAGAGAGAUCGCUCCAAGAUUCACUCCCUCAAUGAAAAGUUACAUCGUACACAGCAGAUGUUGUAUGACAGCACUAAGGACUAUCUAGAGCUGAAGUAUGAAGGACGAUCUCAGGAGCGAGUCUGGAUGGCAGAGAAGGACCGUCUACUACAGGAGCUGGAUCGAUGUAAGGAACAACUAGAUGUCUCCAAAGAUGACGUCUUAGUCAUCUCAGAUCAUGCACUGGAAGAGAGACAAACACAGAACUUGGAAAUUGAGGAUAAGACGGAAAAGCUUGCUAAGCGUUUACACCUGAUGAACCAGCGGUAUGAGGCCAUGGAGAAGCGACGGAAUCUGGAGAUAGAAGGUUUCAAGAAUGAUACCCGAAUCUUGAGAAACCAACUCAAGGAUGUUGAGAAGCAACUCUACAAGGUGACAGUGGGUGUUGGGGAAGAUGGUGAUAUGUUCAUGCUGCAUAAUAUUCAUCAGACAGCUAAGAGAUCAAAGAAGAUGCAGAGUGAGCUACAUCAACUCAAGGCUCUGAUCUAUGGCGUGGAAACAGACCUCAGGAAUCUCUAGUAAUACACACAAUCACCCCUCACUGUGUCUCCACAUUUGAUCAAAUGACUUAUAACUUUGGGAAGCCUCAUUCUCUGUUUGAAGAUGCAUAGGAUCUUGUGAUAUUUGUGCCUUUUGGGUUUUUUUUUUUUGAAGCAAAAACAAAAUUGCUCCAAAUCUUAAGUUAGAUCCAUAACAACUUACCUGUUGAAGUUAUAGCUGAGUGGAUACUGUACAUCUUGAGAAUACAGGGAAACCUUAUCAAACUUUCAAUCAAAUUGGACAUAGGACUUCGUUGCUAUUGUCUUUCCCACAAAGGCCUAUGCAUAAACAUUUUAUUGUGCCAAGUGAAUAGAAAAAGUGAACCUUUUUGCCACCCUGGGUCAAA
Molecule: messenger RNA, 943 nt
Organism: Patiria miniata (bat star)
Lineage: Eukaryota; Metazoa; Echinodermata; Asteroidea; Valvatida; Asterinidae
Product: coiled-coil domain-containing protein 77-like
Exons: 4
Coding region: 4-576 (190 amino acids)
Cellular component (GO): centrosome
Source: RefSeq, a predicted model, not a curated record